UGCCCGCCAGCCAUGGCGGCACCCCAGGUUCUCUUCCUGCUCUGCCUCCUGGCCUUCUGCUUGGCAGGCUCCAGCUUCGUCAGGGGGCAGAAGGUGCGGUCCAAACGCUGUGACAUGAAGACCAAGUUUGUCACUCACAUGCCCUGCACCCCGUGCACUGCUGUCAAGAGGCGGGCUUGUCCCCCAGGCUGGCUUCGGGAGACUUCAGAGAGGAUAUCCGAGAACUGCCGCUACGAGGUGCAGCUGGGGGACUCUUUGGUGUCCAUGAGCGGCUGCAGCCCAGAGUGCUGGAAGGAUGUGGUGCAGAAGGCCUGCUGCCCUGGCUACUGGGGGUCCCAGUGCUAUGAGUGCCCUGGGGGUGCCGAGACCCCAUGCAAUGGCCACGGGAUCUGCCUGGAUGGCAUAGCCAGGAAUGGGACCUGCAUUUGCCAGGAAAACUUCAGCGGCUCAGCCUGCCAGGAGUGCCAAGACCCCAACCGGUUUGGGCCUGACUGUCAAUCAGUGUGCAGCUGUGUGCAUGGUGUGUGCAGCCAUGGGCCACGUGGGGAUGGAAGCUGCCUGUGCUUUGCUGGUUACACUGGCCCCCACUGUGACCAAGAGCUACCGGUCUGCCAGGCCCUGGGCUGUCCUCAGAACUCCCAGUGUUCUGCAGAAGCCCCCACCUGCAGGUGCCUGCCAGGCUACACCUGGCAGGGCAGCGAAUGCCGAGCUCCCCACCCCUGUAAGCCAUCACCCUGCUACCCACUGGCCCAGUGCUCGGUGAGCCCCAAUGGGCAGGCUCAGUGUCACUGCCCUGAAAACUACCAUGGCGAUGGGACGGUGUGUCUGCCUCAGGACCCGUGCACCAGCAACCUGGGUGGCUGCCCCAGCAACUCUACCUUAUGUCUGUACCAGAAGCCAGGCAAGGCCUCCUGCUUGUGCCAGCCAGGCCUGGUCAGCAUCAACAACAAUGCCUCUGCGGGCUGCUUCGCCUUCUGCUUCCCCCACUCCUGCGACCAGUCAGCCACCUGCCAGGUGACCCCUGAUGGGAAGACCAGCUGUGUGUGCAAGGAGGGCGAGGUGGGGGAUGGGCGUGCCUGCUACGGACACCUGCUCCACGAGGUGCAGAAGGCCAGACAGACAGGCCUGGUAUUCCUGCGGCUGAGAGUUGCUGUCGCCAUGCUGGACCAGGGCUGCCGGGAGAUCCUCACCACAUCGGGCCCGUUCACCGUGCUGGUGCCAUCCACCUCCUUCAUCUCCUCCACCUUCUCUACCUCCUCCCUCUCUUCCAGGACCAUGAAUGCCUCCCUUGCCCAGCAGCUCUGCAGACAGCACAUCAUCGCAGGGCAGCAUGUACUGGAGGACACUGGAGCCCAGAAUACACGCAGGUGGUGGACGCUGGCGGGGCAGGAGAUCACUGUCACCUUCAACCGCUUUAUGAAAUACGCCUACAAGUACAAAGACCUGCCCCAGCAGACAUUCACCAUCCACAGGGCCAACUACAUAGCGGCCAAUGGAGUCUUCCAUGUGGUCACUGACCUGCGGUGGCAGCCUCCAUCCGGGCUCCUUGGGGACCCUGGGAGAACUAUUGGCCAGAUCCUCGCCUCUACGGACGCCUUCAGCCGGUUUGAAACCAUCCUGGAGAACUGUGGGCUGCCCUCCAUCCUGGACGGGCCUGGGCCAUUCACAGUCUUUGCUCCAAGCAAUGAGGCUGUGGACAGCUUGCGUGACGGCCGCCUGAUCUACCUCUUCACAGUCGGUCUCUCCAAACUGCAGGAGUUAGUGAGGUACCACCUCUACAGCCAUGGCCGGCUGACCAUUGAGAAGCUCAUCUCCAAGGGUCGGGUCCUCACCAUGGCAAACCAGGUCCUGGCUGUGAAUAUCUCCGAGGAGGGGCGCAUCCUGCUGGGACCUGACGGGGUCCCGCUGCGGAGAGUGGACGUGCUGGCCGCCAACGGUGUGAUCCAUAUGCUGGAGGGCAUCCUGUUGCCCCCGACCAUCCUGCCCAUCCUGCCCAAGCACUGCAACGAGGAGCAGCACAAGAUCGUGGUGGGCUCUUGUGUGGACUGUCAAGUCCUGAACACCAGCACGUGUCCCCCCAACAGCGUGAAGCUGGACCUCUCCCCCAGGGAGUGUGUCUACAUCCAUGACCCUAGUGGACUCAACGUUCUGAAGAAGGGUUGUGCUGGCUACUGCAACCAGACCAUCACGAAACUUGGAUGCUGCAAAGGGUUUUUUGGGCCUGACUGCACACAGUGUCCUGGGGGCUUCUCCAACCCCUGCUACGGCAAAGGCAAUUGCAGCGAUGGGGUCCAGGGCAACGGGGCCUGCCACUGCUUCCCAGACUACAAGGGCAUCGCCUGUCAUAUCUGCUCCAAUCCAAACAAGCAUGGAGACCAGUGCCAGGAAGACUGCGGCUGUGUUCAUGGUCUAUGUGACAAUCGUCCAGGCAGUGGGGGUGUGUGCCAGCAUGGCACUUGUGCCCCUGGCUUCAGCGGCCGCUUCUGCAACGAGUCCAUAGGGGACUGUGAGCCCAUGGGGCUGGCCCAGCACUGCCACCAGCAUGCCCGCUGCAUUAGCCAGGGAGGUGUCGCCAGAUGUCUCUGUCUCGAUGGCUUCGAGGGCAAUGGUUUCUCCUGCACACCCAGCAACCCCUGCUCCCACCCAGACCGUGGUGGCUGCUCAGAGAACGCUCAGUGUGUCCCUGGGGCCCUGGGCACCCACCACUGUACAUGCCACAAAGGCUGGAGUGGCGACGGUCGUGUUUGUGUGGCCAUCGAUGAGUGUGAGCUGGAUACACGAGGCGGCUGCCAUGCCAAUGCCCUCUGCAGCUAUGUGGGACCCGGGCAGAGCCGGUGCACCUGCAAGCUGGGCUUUGCUGGGGACGGCUACCAGUGCAGUCCCAUCGACCCCUGCCGGGCAGGCAAUGGUGGCUGCCAUGACCUGAGGAUCUGGGUGCAGAAUGCCAGCGUGGAUGUGGCUGACCUCCUUGCCACCAACGGUGUCCUACACAUCCUCAGUCAGGUCUUACUGCCCCCACGAGGGGACCUGCAGGGCGGGCCAGGGUUGCUCCAGCAGCUGGACUUGGUGCCUGCCUUCCGCCUCUUCCGGGAGCUACUGCAGCGCCACAGGUUGGUGUCCCAGAUUGAGGCUGCCACUGCCUACACCAUUUUUGUGCCCACAAACCGCUCCCUGGAGGCUCAGGGCAACAGCAGCAGCCUGGAUGCAGGCACAGUGCAGCACCACGUGAUCCUGGGAGAGGCACUCUCCAUGAAAGCCCUGCAGAGGGGGGGGCACCGCAACUCCUUCCUAGGCCCUGCUCACUGGCUGGUCUUCUACAACCACAGCGGCCAGCUUGAGGUGAACCACCUGCCUCUGGAAGGCCCCAUGCUGGAGGCCCCUGGCCGUUCCCUGUUUGGCCUGUCAGGGGUCCUGACGGUGAGCUCAAGCCGCUGCCUGCGUAGCCACGCCGAGGCCCUGCGGGAGAAAUGCACGAACUGCACCCGGAAAGUCCGCUGCACUCAGGGCUUCCAGCUGCAGAACACACCCAGGAAGAGCUGUGUCUACCAAUCUGGCUUCUCGUUCUCCCUGGGCUGCUCUUACACAUGUGCCAAGAAAAUCCAGGUGCUCGACUGCUGUUCCGGCUUCUUUGGCACACUGUGUGAGCCAUGCCCAGGGGGUCUUGGUGGUGUGUGCUCAGGCCACGGGCAGUGCCAGGACAGGCUCCUGGGCAGUGGGGAGUGCCACUGUAAUGAGGGCUUCCAUGGAACAGCCUGUGAGAUGUGCGAGCUGGGCCGCUAUGGGCCCAACUGCACUGGAGUGUGUGACUGUGCUCACGGGCUGUGCCAGGAGGGGCUGCAAGGGGACGGAAGCUGUGUCUGUAACGUGGGCUGGCAGGGCCUCCACUGUGACCAGAAAAUAAUUGGCCCUCAGUGCCCCAAGAAGUGCGACCCCAAUGCCAACUGCAUACAGGACUUGGCUGGAGCCUCCACCUGUGUCUGUGCUGCGGGAUACUCGGGCAAUGGCACCUACUGCUCAGAGGUGGACCCUUGUGCCCAUAGCCAUGGGGGCUGCUCCCCCUAUGCUAACUGCACCAAGGUGGCACCCGGGCAGCGGACAUGCACCUGCCAGGAUGGCUACAUGGGCGAUGGGGAACUGUGCCAAGAAAUUAACAGCUGUCUCAUACGCCACGGAGGGUGCCACAUUCAUGCCGAGUGCAUCCCCAUAGACCCCCUGCAGGUCUCCUGCAGCUGCCGCAAGGGUUACAGUGGGGAUGGCAUCCGGACCUGUGAGCUCCUGGACCCCUGCUCCCAGAACAAUGGAGGCUGCAGCCCCUAUGCUGUGUGCAAAAGCACGGGGGAUGGCGAGAGGACAUGCACCUGUGACACAGCCCACACCGUGGGAGACGGCUUCACCUGCCGUGCCCGACUCAGCCUGGAGCUCCUUCGAGACAAGCAGGCCUCAUUCUUCAGCCUUUUCCACGUGGAAUACAAGGAGCUCAAGGGUGAUGGGCCUUUCACAAUCUUCCUUCCGCAAGCAGAUCUAAUGACCAAUCUGUCACAGGAAGAGCUGGCCCGGAUUCGCGCACAUCGCCAGCUGGUGUUUCGCUACCACGUGGUCGGCUGCCGGCGGCUGCUGAGCCAGGAGCUGCUGGACCAGGGGUAUGCCACGGCGCUCUCCGGGCACCCGCUGCGCUUCAGCGAGAGGGAGGGCAACAUAUACCUCAAUGACUUCGCCCGGGUGGUGAGCAGCGACCACGAGGCUGUGAACGGCGUCCUGCACUUCAUUGACCGUGUCCUGCUGCCGCCCGACGUGCUACACUGGGAGCCUGACACUGCCCCAAUCCCGCGGAGAAACGUCACCGCCGCCGCCGAAAGCUUCGGUUACAAGAUCUUCAGCGGCCUUGUGAAGGUGGCUGGCCUCCUGCCCCUCUUUCGAGAUGCAUCCCAUAGGCCCCUCACAAUGCUGUGGCCUACAGACUCUGCCCUGCAAGCCCUGCCUCCCGAUCGCCAGGCCUGGUUGUACCAUGAGGACCACCGUGACAAGCUGACAGCCAUUCUUCGGGGCCAUGUGAUCCGCAAUAUUGAGGCCUUAGCAUCUGACCUGCCUAACCUGGGCCCACUCCGAACCAUGCAUGGGACUCCCAUCUCCUUCUCCUGCAGCCGCACCCGGCCCGGUGAGCUCAUGGUGGGUGAGGAUGAGGCCCGCAUUGUGCAGCGACACCUGCCCUUUCAGGGUGGCCUGGCUUAUGGCAUCGACCAGCUGCUGGAGCCACCUGGCCUUGGGGCCCGCUGUGAUCUCUUUGAGAAAAGGCCACUGUGGCUGAAGAUUUGCAGCAUCUGCGGGUUGGAGCCUCCAUGUCCUGAGGGAUCACGGGAGCAGGGCAGCCCUGAGGCCUGCUGGCGCUACUACUCUAAAUUCUGGACGUCCCCUCCUCUGCACUCCUUGGCACUACGCAGCAUCUGGGGCCGGCCCAGCCUCUGGGGGCAGCCCCAAGGUCUGGGCAGGGGCUGCUACCGCAACUGUGUCACCACCACCUGGAAGCCCAACUGCUGCCCUGGUCACUAUGGCAGUGAGUGCCAAGCUUGCCCUGGAGGCCCCAGCAGCCCCUGUAGUGGCCAUGGUGUGUGCCUGGACGGCAUGAGCGGCAGUGGGCAGUGUAGAUGUCAUUCGGGUUUUGCCGGGACAGCCUGUGAACUCUGUGUGCCUGGUGCCUUUGGACCCAAAUGCCGAGCCUGCCGCUGCACCACCCAUGGCCGCUGUGAUGAGGGCCUUGGGGGCUCUGGCUCCUGCUUCUGUGAUGAAGGCUGGACUGGGCCACGCUGUGAGGUGCAGCUGGAGCUGCAGCCUGUGUGUCUGCCACCUUGUGCACCCCAGGCCAUGUGCCGUGUGGGCAACAGCUGCGAGUGCAGCCUGGGCUAUGAAGGGGAUGGCCGUGUGUGCACAGUGGUGGACCUGUGCCAGCAUGGGCAUGGUGGCUGCAGUGAGCACGCCAACUGCAGCCAGGUCGGCACAGUGGUCACCUGUGCCUGCCUUCCUGACUAUGAGGGCGAUGGCUGGAGCUGCCGGGCUCGCAACCCCUGUGCAGACAGCCACCGUGGGGGCUGCAGUGAGCAUGCUGACUGCCUGAGCACCGGUCCGAACACGCGGCGCUGUGAGUGCCAUGCAGGCUACGUGGGUGAUGGACUACAGUGUCUGGAGGAGCCCGAGCCACCUGUGGACCGCUGCCUGGGCCAGCCACCACCCUGCCAUGCGGACGCUGUGUGUGUGGAUCUGCACUUCCAGGAGAAACGGGCUGGUGUCUUCCACCUCCAGGCCACCAGUGGUCCUUAUGGCCUGAACUUCUCAGAGGCAGAGGCGGCAUGUGGGGCCCAGGGAGCUGUCCUUGCUUCACUCCCUCAGCUCUCUGCUGCCCAGCAGCUGGGCUUCCACCUGUGCCUCGUGGGCUGGCUGGCCAAUGGCUCUGCUGCCCACCCCGUCGUUUUUCCUGCGGCAGACUGUGGUGAUGGUCAGGUGGGUGUAGUCAGCAAAGGAGUCCGCGAGAACCUCUCGGAGCGCUGGGAUGCCUACUGCUACCGAGUGCAAGACGUGGUCUGCCGAUGCCGAGACGGCUUCGUGGGUGAUGGGAUCAGUGUGUGCAACGGGAAGCUGCUCGAUGUGCUGGCUGCCACUGCCAACUUCUCCACCUUUUAUGGGAUGCUGCUGGGCUAUGCCAAUGCCACCCAGCGGGGUCUUGACUUCCUGGACUUCCUAGAUGACGAGCUUACCUACAAGACACUCUUUGUCCCUGUCAAUGAAGGCUUUGUGGACAACAUGACGCUGACUGGCCCAGACCUGGAGUUACAUGCCUCCAACACCACCUUCCUGAGCACCAACAUCAGCCAGGGGGCCUUGAUCCCUGCCCACUCAGGACUCAGCCUCGUCAUCAGUGACAUAGGCCCUGACAAUAGUUCUAGGGCCCCUGUGGCCCCAGGGGCAGUUGUGGUUAGCUGCGUCAUCACAUGGGACAUUGUGGCCUUCAAUGGCAUCAUCCAUGCUCUGGCCAGCCCCCUGCUGGCACCCCCACAGCCUGUGAUGCUGGCACCUGAAGUCCCACCUGUGGCAGCAGGUGCAGGGGCUGUGGUAGCUGCUGGAGCACUGCUGGGCCUUGUGGCGGGAGUCCUCUACCUCCGUGCCCGAGGCAAACCCACAGGCUUUGGUUUUUCCACCUUCCGGGCGGAAAGUGAUCCUGAUGACGACUUCUCCCCAUGGCAAGGAGGGACCAGCCCAACCCUGGUCUCUGUCCCCAACCCCAUCUUUGGCAGCCAUGAUGCCUUUUGUGAGCCCUUUGACGACUCGCUCCUGGAGGAGGAGUUCCCUGACACCCAGAGGAUCCUGGCAGUCAAGUGAUGUGGCUGAGGCUGAAGCAGAGACAUAUGCAGGAAGGAGGCCACUUUUAUUGCUUGCCUGGACGGACGCCCAGUGUGGACAGGGUGGGAGGGGCUGGGACCUGUCCCAGACAAUAAAGGUGCCCUCAGCGGAUGUGGGCCAUGUCACCGAGGAAGGGUGUCUUCAUGCAGCCAGUGCACAGCUGGUCCAUCCAGAGGGGUGCCUCAUGCUG
This is a messenger RNA of Galeopterus variegatus (Sunda flying lemur), 7579 nucleotides long. RefSeq names its product stabilin 1 (gene STAB1). Bases 13 to 7368 code for a protein of 2451 amino acids. Gene Ontology annotation, biological process: cell adhesion. The record is from RefSeq and is a predicted model, not a curated record. Gene Ontology annotation, molecular function: hyaluronic acid binding; calcium ion binding. The transcript is spliced from 65 exons. Lineage: Eukaryota; Metazoa; Chordata; Mammalia; Dermoptera; Cynocephalidae.